Paralichthys olivaceus (Japanese flounder) is the source of this 308-nucleotide messenger RNA. The record is from RefSeq and is a predicted model, not a curated record. Lineage: Eukaryota; Metazoa; Chordata; Actinopteri; Pleuronectiformes; Paralichthyidae.
CCUGGCCCAGGUAUCGUGUGCUGCGCGCUCUGGACAUCGGCCAGUACAACUUGGAGAUCUCCAACGCGGGGCUGUCUGAUGACUCCCUGUACGAGUGUCAGGCCACGGAGGCCGCGCUGCGCUCCAGGAGAGCAAAACUCAAUGUGCUCAUCCCCCCCGAGGACCCGGUGGUGGACGGCUCCCCGGAGCUCCUGCUGAUGGCUGGGACUUCGUUCAACCUGACCUGUGUGACCCGCGGGGCCAAGCCUGCAGCGCACAUCCAGUGGACCAAGGAUGGAGUCCCGGUGGAGGGAGCCCACCAGUCCACG